Molecule: messenger RNA, 841 nt
Organism: Mytilus trossulus (common blue mussel)
Lineage: Eukaryota; Metazoa; Mollusca; Bivalvia; Mytilida; Mytilidae
Exons: 3
Coding region: 5-841 (278 amino acids)
Molecular function (GO): protein binding
Source: RefSeq, a predicted model, not a curated record
UAACAUGUCUUUGAUUAAAUUUGUUGUUAUUCAUGUGGGUGUUUUCCAAAUAUGGCUUAAAUGCUGUAAUUCCCUUACUACAGAUAAUGGAAAUGAUGUUAUAUUACGACGACUUGAUUUUCUCGAAAGGAGGAUGGAGCGUUUAGAGAAGGAAAAUUAUGAUCUUAAAAAAGAAAACGAACACACCAGUACAGUUUUACAGAUAUGUUUGAGUACCGUCUGUUGUGCAGUUAACAAUGUAAAUCCCCAAAACAGAGGAAAUCAAAAUCAUUCAUCCAGUAAUAGCACACUGGUCCAAACGCAAAACCAGAAUUCAAGUAUGGUCAAACCGACAGUUACCCAACAAGAUAUCAAUGACAAAUCAGGGAUUGACUCAAUUGGGAAAGAUUUCAAAAAGAGGCUUUUGUUGGGAAGUCCUACUCCAGAUACUGUACAACAUGUGGCAUUCAGAGCAUACACGUCUAAAUCCAUUAGUAGCCUAGGAGCACAUCAGAUUGUUGAAUAUGACAAUGUUCCAUUAAACGAAGGCAAUGCUUAUGACGCCCGACAUGGACAUUUCAUAGCACCACUUAAUGGGGUGUAUCUGAUUUCAUUCAGUGUCAUUGCUGAGCCAUCUAAACAGAUUGCACUAGAUAUAGUGCUUAAUGGUAACCCGAUCGACGAUCUUUUUGCUGACGGACAUGGUAUCAAUAUAUAUACAUCACAUACCAAAGUUUUUCCAGUUCUUCUAAAGAAAGGUGAUAUGGUUUGGGUUAGAACACAUCCUGGAUAUGAAGGCGAACAUGUGUAUGGAUAUCUUAAACACCAACAUAACAUGUUUGCCGCUGUACUCUUGUUUUAA